Porites evermanni is the source of this 844-nucleotide messenger RNA. NCBI's taxonomy places the organism in Eukaryota, Metazoa, Cnidaria, Anthozoa, Scleractinia, Poritidae. The record is from the annotation of a GenBank genome assembly.
CUAGACCUUAUUGACAUUUGGCGGGUCUCCAAUCCGGAUAUCAGAAGAUUCACUUGGAGAAGAAGCAAGUGUGAAAACAGGUUUUGCCUUCACAAAAGGGAAAACUGACGGACGGGGAAAAACUCUAAAACUCUCUGGGAAAGGCCUUUUCCUGGGGACACUCGCUGGCUGCGGGAAGGUACGGAAUCUCUUACGUCUGCUGAAUACCCUUGAGACAAUGAUCACAACAGAACUUGGUUCCAACGUAGAAGUUUAAUCCAAGACUAUACUGCGGGUAGAGUCAGGAACAUAACCAAAGAAAAUCUUACAAAACACCGGUGUAAAUACUCUAAGUUGAUGACGCGAUACAGAUUAGGUCAUGUACUAGCGAGGUAAAUUACAGAACACAACAAUCAUUUCUAAAAGACUAUUGGUGGAAACCUAAGCUUGCUUUGAAACAUUAAUUACUUUCAAAAGCUACACAGGUGGAUAACGGCUUCUUACAGGUUGAUUACAGUUUGAAGACUAAAUACAAUUAUGACUUGACAAAUAAGUUUAUGCUCAAUAAAUCAACAGGUUGUUUACAGCUUAAAGAAGUUAAGACUAAGAAUAAAUGAUUUCUACAUUGGCUUUUCAUAUUUUUAUCAGCGAAAGCAAAACAACUGAAUAACAAUAAAUUAUCUCUUCACACAAGCCCGAAAUUCACUGUCGCUUAGACUUUUUCUUGACGAGUAAUAGUCUAAGUUCGGCAAUUACAAAAGCUGAUAUUUUACCAGGAUACAAAACAGACCAUUCUUUGAUAACGCUCCACCUUGCAAACAAUACCAAUCCCAGGGGCCCGGGCUUCUGGAAGUUAAAUACGUCU